Messenger RNA from Arctia plantaginis, 3063 nucleotides. The record is from the annotation of a GenBank genome assembly. NCBI's taxonomy places the organism in Eukaryota, Metazoa, Arthropoda, Insecta, Lepidoptera, Erebidae.
AUGGAACCAAAAAACCUGUUAAUUCUGUCUAUGGUGUGCCUGUGCGCACACGGGCUGUCCUCUGAGACAGACUUUUUCCCCACCAACAUACCUAGUGACAGAAACACCAUUUUUGGGGAUGAGCAAUUGCCAGGAGAGGUUUUCGAAAAAUUAGAUAUCUUUAGUAACACUCAACUGGCGUCCAGAGUCAGCUCAUCGUACAGACUUCCUACCACAACCAGACCAAUCCACUAUGACGUACUAUGGGCCAUUAGUUUUUUGGAAGAUGUUCCUACAAUGAAUGGAACAGUAAGAAUUCAGCUUCACGCCACACAGGCAAAUGUCAACCAAAUAGUAAUUCACAGUGAUGAUUUGACUAUUGAGAAUGUGCAGCUAACUCAAGGCACAACUAUUUUGCCAGUAACUUUUGAAGUUAGCGAACAAAAUCAGCUAUUGAUAAUUACUCUUGCCACUGGAAAUCUGCCCUUUAGCACGAAUCCUGCAAACCCUGUAAUUCAUCAGUUACAAAUUGAGUUUAGAGCUAAUUUAAGGAAUGACAUGUAUGGUAUUUAUAACAAUUGGUUCAGAAACAACGCUACCGAUCAAAUAAGAUACAUGGCUUCAACGCAAUUCCAAGCAACAGCAGCCCGAUGGGCUUUUCCUUGCUAUGAUGAACCGAGUUUUAAGGCUACUUUUAAUGUCACUAUCAGACGUCAAAUUGGCUAUGAAAGUUGGUUCUGCACCAGGCUCAUCGAAUCAGUACCAUCAGAAAAUACCCCUGGAUUUGAAGAUGAUAUAUACCACGAGACUCCUAUAAUGUCUACAUAUCUUUUGGCAAUAAUUGUAGCUCAAUAUGAUUAUAUCAAACUCAACAACUCAGAGGGUCUUCUAACUUACGAAGUUAUUGCCCGGCCAGGUGCCAUAGAAGCUGGUCAAGGAGAAUUUGCAUUUGAGUUCGGCCAAGAGCUUUUAAGCGAAAUGAGCAACCACACAAAUUACGAUUUUUACUCCCAACACCCACAUCUGAAAAUGACUCAAGCUGCCAUUCCUGAUUUUGGAGCAGGUGCCAUGGAAAACUGGGGUCUACUUACGUAUAGAGAAGCUUAUUUGAUGUACGAUCCAGAGGAAACUAACAGCAAUUUCAAACAAAUCAUUGCUUAUAUUCUGUCUCACGAAAUUGCUCACAUGUGGUUUGGUAACCUCGUCACUUGCGAUUGGUGGGACAGCCUUUGGCUCAAUGAAGGUUUUGCUAGAUACUAUCAAUACUUCCUCACAGAAUGGGUCGGAGGCAUGGGCUUUCGUACCCGAUUCAUCACCGAACAAGUUCACACUGCCCUUUUAAGUGACUCUGCUAACAAUCCUCAACCUUUGACCAAUCCAGGUCUCAAUAGUAAUGCUGCGGUUAGCGCUAUGUUCAGUACAAUCAGUUACAAUAAAGGCGCUGCUGUCAUUAGAAUGACUGAACAUCUUCUAGGUUAUGAAGUGCACCGUCAGGGUUUAAGAAACUAUUUAGUAGAAAGGGAAUUCCAAACUGCUGUACCUCUUCAACUAUUUCAACAUCUAGAGCAAGCAGGUAAUGCAAAUGGAGCUCUGAACUACGGCCCCGAUUUCUCCUUCAUCGAUUACUAUAAAAGCUUUACUGAACAACCCGGGCAUCCCGUUCUAAAUGUUCAGGUCGACCAUAGAACCGGUCAAAUGCGUAUUUACCAGCGCCGUUUUAACAUCAACACUGGCUACUCUACCAUCGGUAACAAUUACAUUGUUCCCAUUACUUUCGCCUCAGCAAGCAAUCCAAACUUUGAAAACACCAAGCCUACACACAUCAUCUCUCAGGCUAUCAGUACCAUCAACCGCGGAUCUGUUGGCGAUGAAUGGGUGAUUUUUAAUGUUCAGCAGACUGGUUUCUACAGAGUUAACUACGAUAAUUAUACUUGGGACCUUAUUGCCCUUGCUCUAAGGAGCAAUAAUAGAACGCUAAUUCACGAAUACAACAGAGCCCAGAUUGUUAAUGACGUGUUCCAAUAUGCGCGUGCCGAUAUUAUGGAUUACAGCCGCGCUUUGAAUAUACUGUCUUUCCUCCAAUAUGAGACUGAUUACGCCCCAUGGGCCGCAGCUCUAACUGGCUUUAGUUGGCUCAGGAACCGACUUCAAAGUGCUCCUACCACUACUGAGCUUAAUCAACUUAAUAAUCUUAUUGUACAAUGGGCAGCACGCGUGAUGUCAUCGCUCACUUACAAUCCUAUUCCUGGCGAGGACUUCUUACGAUCGUAUUUACGUUUCCAACUUGCUGCAUUGAUGUGUAAUUUGGGAGUGCAAGAGUGCAUUGAUGAAGCAAGAGCUCAGUUUGCAGCUCUAAGUGUCAACGGCACCCCAGUGCCAGUUGAUAACCGUAACUGGGUAUACUGUAACGGUCUUCGCCAUGGAACUGCUUUGGACUUUAAUUUCUUGUGGAAUAGGUUCCUAACCCAUAACGUGUACACUGAAAAAAUUCUGAUCCUGCAGAAUAUAGGAUGCACAAGAGAUCCUGCUUCUCUACGAACGUUGUUGAUGAAUAUUGUUGAAGACAACUUUAUCAUCCGACCUCAGGAUUAUACGUCAACCUUCAGUAACGCUGUUAAUGGCAACGAAGAAAAUACUCAGAUCGUUCUUGAGUUCAUUCAACAGAACCUAGCCCUGGUUGCAAACGCUUUCGGUGGUUCUGUCGCGACCCCCAUGUCUUACGUCCUUGCCAGAUUGAGAUCACAGGCGGCCGUCAAUAAUGCAAGAACUUGGGCAUUUAUAAACCAACAAGCUCUAGGAACUGCAUACAACAGUGUGUUGAAUAAUAUUGCUUCAGCUGAGAGUAGUAUUAACUGGGCAGUAUCAAUCCAACCAAAUCUCAGUUCAUAUUUGGUGGGCGGAGGUGAUCCCAUCGAAACAUCCACACCUGAACCUGUGACAACAGCUAACGUCAGCACCACAGAACAACCGCUCAUAACGAUGCCAGUUACACCCUCAUUGCCAACUACGCCAUCCUCUGCAACAACCAGUUUCGUCACAGCCGCAACGAUAGUAAUGGUUAUGUUAGCAAAUACCAUUUUAUAA